UUCUCCAACCGCAACCACAAGUCCACAACUCUCUCUCUCUCUCUCUCUCUCUCUCUCUCUCCUUCCUUUUGUCCAGUGAUCCUUCACUGCUGAAGUACUCCGUAGUAAUUGACUACCAACAAAAGGAACUACUCCAUUAUCCAUGGCCUCCACAACCCAUACCAUCUCAUUCUCUCUCCUCACCCUCCUCCUCCUCAUAUCCUCUCUCUCCUCCCCUUCAACCGCCACAAACCCAAUUCCAUCCCCAUGGCCUUCCCAAUUCCACUCAGUCCUAUUCAUGAACAGCAGCGGAACCCUUCAGAAGACGGACUUAUGGUACGACUGGCCCAAUGGCCGAAACUUCAACAUAAUCCAGACCCAACUGGGGACACUCACCUACGAUCUCGAGUGGAACAACGGCACGUCGUAUAUAUACACGUUGGACUCGGACCAGAAAUGCAGGGUCUUGCAUUUCGAGGUGGGGAUCCUCAGACCCGAUUGGCUUGACGGGGCGAAUUACCUUGGACAGAAGUAUAUGGAUGGGUUCCUUUGUAAUGUGUGGGAGAAGGUGGAUUUUAUUUGGUAUUAUGAGGAUGUGGAGACUAAAAGGCCUGUUUUUUGGGAAUUCUAUACAGGAUUUAGUGGGCAUGUGAUGACAUUUGAGGUGGGAAAAGUGCUCGAGGAUGCAAAGUGGCAAGCGCCUCUGUACUGUUUCCAGGAGGCUCAAGAGGAAAAGAGCUCCCUCGUUGAAUCUUCCAUGGCUGCUGGUCUUGGUCCUUUUGGAGGCUUCGUGAGAGAGCCUAUCACCACUAAAAUUCAGCUCUGAUUGUAACUAGCCACUCAUCUUGUUUUAGCAGUUCUAGGCUUUUCCAUCUGGAAGUUGUGGGUUCUGUUUGGAUCCUUUGCUUAAUAAACUUGAGUUUAGAGCA
Rhododendron vialii is the source of this 908-nucleotide messenger RNA. RefSeq lists its product as uncharacterized. The record is from RefSeq and is a predicted model, not a curated record. Bases 143 to 805 code for a protein of 220 amino acids. The transcript has 2 exons. Lineage: Eukaryota; Viridiplantae; Streptophyta; Magnoliopsida; Ericales; Ericaceae.